ACUCUGGGUGACACUCCCAGUAAGUGCAGGUGAAUUGGAACGUACGCUGUGCGAGGUUCUGAACUCCAAACCCCAGCACACCUCUGAAAGGGAUCAAGAUCAAGGACAGCAUGUCACUGAGGUGCAAACAGACAGCAGCCCUGUGUAUGAAAAGUAUUGGCCCGAAGCUCAUUCCUUUCCUGAAAACCUACUGCAUAUACUUUGUGCUGUGGCUUCCCACUUCCAACCCGACCUGGUUCAGCGCGUUAAUUAAAUGCCUGCCUGUCCUAAGCCUGGGUUUCUUCGUGCUGGCGCACAGCAUCAGCCAGGGGGUGUACCGACCCUACGCCAAGAAAGUCCUGGUUGCUCUCCUUUUCUCGGCACUCGGUGAUGUGUUCCUCACGUGGGGCGACCAAGGAUUCUUCAUCCACGGAAUGUUGAUGUUUGGAAUCUCGCAUUUACUGUACACCUGGGCAUUCGGACUACGGCCGCUGAAGCUCUGGAUUGCUCUCAUGUUGCUGUCGCUGGGUGUGGUCUACUACGUUGCAGUCUACUCGUACCUGCGAGGCCCCAUGAUCUACGCCAUGGCGGGUUACGUCGUGGUGCUGGGCAUGAUGAGCUGGAGAGCCCUGGCACGCAUGGCUUGCUCUGAUUACGAGCGAACGUGGGGCCGGAGGUGCACGGCAGCGGGAGCUGUACUGUUUGUCGGCUCUGACCUGGUGCUGGCCAUCGACAGGUUCUGCUUCACCGUGCCUCAUGCCCGCGCCGUCGUCAUGUCAACCUAUUAUGGCGCCCAGAUGCUGAUCUCUCUGUCAGUCGCCGAGCAGAGUGAAUCGGAGAUGCUCUGGAAGAGGAACUGAAAUGAGGGAAUCUCAAACCAACUGCAAUGGAUCAAAGAGACUCAAAGCAGGAGCUGCACAGUCCAAACCAACAUCACAUGAAUCAUGCCAGUCAAUAAGAAAUCUUUGUAAUAUGAAUUAAUCCUCUGUUAUAAAUUAAAACAUUAACUUUGUGAA
Hemiscyllium ocellatum (epaulette shark) is the source of this 995-nucleotide messenger RNA. RefSeq names its product lysoplasmalogenase TMEM86A-like. NCBI's taxonomy places the organism in Eukaryota, Metazoa, Chordata, Chondrichthyes, Orectolobiformes, Hemiscylliidae. Gene Ontology annotation, cellular component: membrane. Bases 111 to 839 code for a protein of 242 amino acids. The record is from RefSeq and is a predicted model, not a curated record. The transcript has 3 exons.